GCCCUCUCCUCUGCGGAUCUAAGCUUCCCGAAUGUUCAGUGGGGAGGGAAGUGGUGCAGACCUCUGGGCUGCCAAAUGCUAGGGACACCAGCAGGGGAAACUCCCAUCACUUGCGGCUUGUCAGGCUGCAAAAAGGCCCCACCCUGCUUCUGCAGGUCCCCCUCUUGCAGGAGAAGCACAUCCCAUUCUGCUUAGGGCAGCUCUCCAGGUUGCUCCCUCUCCUGUCUGUUCCCCGCCUCUUUGCGGCUCUGCAGUUACCAGCAGCAGACGCACGCCUGGCUGUUGCAGGAUGGAUUUCGCUACCGCACUGCUAUGUGGAUAUUUGUUAGCAAUGACGGAUGUGGAAACAACGUAUGCAGAUUUUAUUGCUUCGGGAAGAACUGGUAGAAGGAAUGCCAUCCACGAUAUCAUCGUGACUUCUUCGACCACCAACACCACUGAUGUCUCUGUGAAGCUAUCGGACCUUGAUAUCAACAAGCCUGACGGAGAAGGAGAUGGGCAGAAAAGCCCACCGGAGCAAAGUGGGGACAACCAGGGGGGAGCGCCCAAGCAAGAUAGCUAAUGUCUCUCCCGACCCUACAGACACAGCUGCUGACGUUUUCACCCUUCAAGGCCUGACUGGAAUGCAUGUAUUUCCAUAAGUAAGAGGAGAGGAAAGAAAAUUUUUGGCUGUUCUGCAUUGCUGAAACCUGCUCAUUGUCCUAUUAAAAAAUGAGGACACAGGCUCAAGCAGCUGCAGACAGACUUUUCUCUACCUCUGUCAUUAGCAGUGGUUGAAUUGGCAUGGCUAAGCUUGGGACAUCUCCAUCGGAUGGAUCCUUUCACCUGAUCCCAUGAUGAAAUGCUUGUAGAGAGUAGCACGAACAGAUGAUUCUUGCUGUAGCAAAAUGGCCCCUCAGAAUGUCAGAGGAUUUAAUUGUGUUUUAUUUGCAAAGGGUUAAAGUGAUCCCCAGAGCUUAAAAAAAAAAUUCUGGCCAAAGUAUUUUCCCAGUAAAAAGAAUCAUAAAGAAAGCACUGUUUUUAAAACCAUGUAUUUGUGUUUACAGCUGUUAUUUACAAUGUUUUUGUAUUAUAUGAUUUAGAUGCUCAACACUGCCCCCCUUUGCUUAUGAAAAAAAAACAAUUUAUGUUACUGUGAAUUUUUCUACCACUUAUUUUUUGAAAGGAAUCUCUCUCUCUUUCUCUCUCUCUCUCUCUCUCUCUCUUUCUCUCUCUCUCUCUCUCUCUCUCUCUCUCUCUCUCUCUCUCUCUCUCUCUCUCUCUCUCUCUCUCUCUCUCUCUCUCUCUCUCUCUCUCUCUCUCUCUCUCUCUCUCUCUCUCUCUCUCUCUCUCUCUCUCUCCCCCUGUCUCCCUCCCUCCCCUCUCUCCCUCCCUCCCUCCUUCCCUCCCUCCCUCCCCAUCUUUAUUCCUCUUCUCCCUUUUCCCUCUCUCCUUACUUCCCAGGACAUCCUUCCUCUUUUAGUCCCCCAAUAUAAUGUGGUUGUGUACACAUGAUGGAUUAAAAUGUCACCCGCUAUAAAUUUAUUAGGCCUAAUGCUAAUUUAUUGUCACUGUUGUACUGUUACAUUGUUACCCAGGCCUCCCAAGUGAUUCAUUAAUGUGAUUACCUUAAAAUGCAAUGUACGUAUUCGCCUUGUCCUGUUUGAAAUAACCACUUUGCCUGCCCUUUGCUAGUUUUUUUGUUCAAAAAUUGGGAAUCAAUAUGUAAAUUUAUGUUUUUCUCCCAAGUUUGGGAGCUUUUAAAACUUGAGCUUUUUUGGAUCACUUUUAAGUAUUUGAGAGGGAAAAAGAGAGGGGGGAAAAGUCAUUCCAAGAAUUGGAAAUGUAUCUUUCUGGAGGACCUAAUUCUCUGUUGCUAAAGUAUAGAUUUGUGCUACUGCUUUGGUUUGGGGGGAAAUCCCACCUCCCCGUGUAAGGAUGAAAAAAGGUGGAGAAAUGAUCCCAUCAUAAUCAUGUGGACACUAAUCACAUAAGUAAAGCCCUGCUGUUUGGGGUUUGUUUGGGUUUUUUUCUUUUGGUUUUGUUUUCAUUUUUAAAUUGUUAAGAUAAAGUGGUGUCUUUUUUUCAGGCCUCAAUGGCUCCAGAUGUUAUUAUGCACUUUUUAAUGUUUGUAAACUUUUACUAAUAACUAGUGUGAUUGCUUUCUGGUAUGUAACAAUCAUCAUUAUUGGGUUAACAAAACUUCUUUAAUACUGUUUAUGGCCCCUGCUGUGUUUCUACAGUACAUAUCAUGGUGCUUGUCACAUGAAAGUUUUCUGUGAGAUGUGUAACCCUUCUGGUCAGUAUUAUACAAUCAUUUAUUAGUGGUAAUAAAUAAGAAACCAGCAGUAUGACUCUGGUUCAUGAAUGACUGGAAAAAAUGACAGGCAGCUGGAAGUACUGUAUCAAUAAAAUAUUUAACCUUCACUUCA
Molecule: messenger RNA, 2411 nt
Organism: Monodelphis domestica (gray short-tailed opossum)
Lineage: Eukaryota; Metazoa; Chordata; Mammalia; Didelphimorphia; Didelphidae
Gene: PKIA
Product: cAMP-dependent protein kinase inhibitor alpha
Biological process (GO): negative regulation of protein kinase activity
Molecular function (GO): cAMP-dependent protein kinase inhibitor activity
Source: RefSeq, a predicted model, not a curated record